AUGGCCACCCCUCUCUACGACGCCAGCGUUCCCGUCUUCAAAAAUGGACUCAACGUGCUCAAAAACAUCCUCACCAAAGCCAUUGAGCACUAUGGCGCAAAAACAACCGAGGAAAUCAUCAAGGCAACCCUGAUCGAAGACAUGCUUCCACUCCCAGCCCAUGUGCAAGUCGCAUCCAACAUCGCCAAGGCAUCCAUGGUCCGUGUGACAGGCAUUUCGUCUAUCGAGUCAUGGCCGGACAAUGAGGAUACCGUCGAGAAACUGAUUGAGCGCUGCGAGAAGACUAUUGCCCUACUAGACACCUUUACUCCGGAUCAACUUAACAGUGGAACCGAGAAUCGGGUGCGCAUCGAUUUUAGGGCUGGGGAGAUGAAGGGGAAUAGCUUGGAUGCGAAUGCUCAGGAGUAUUUGUAUUCGUAUGGGCUUCCGUUCUUCUUUUUUCAUCUACAGGUUGUUUACUCGAUACUGCGUAUGAAGGGUGUGCCGCUGGGAUCGGCAGAUUUCCUGAAGCCUUAUGUUGGGCGCCAUUUGGUUCCAACUGCCAGUUUGAGCUGA
Molecule: messenger RNA, 555 nt
Organism: Talaromyces atroroseus
Lineage: Eukaryota; Fungi; Ascomycota; Eurotiomycetes; Eurotiales; Trichocomaceae
Exons: 1
Coding region: 1-555 (184 amino acids)
Source: RefSeq, a predicted model, not a curated record